AUGUUGAUCACUGAGACCUUCCAUGAUGUGCAGACAUCAUACGGCACCACUUUGCGUAUCUACGUAUAUUCUCCCAAAAUAGCAGGCUAUCCGCAGGCUAAGUUUCCUGGAGUGAUCCUGUACAGUGAAAUUUACCAAGUGACGGGGCCGGUUCGCCGUUUUGGCCAAAGAAUUGCGUCUGAAGGUUACGUUGUGGUGGCACCUGCCAUUUACCACAACUUCAUGGGUCCUGAAGCGUUGCCCUAUGACGUUCAGGGUACCGAUAUCGGUAACGAGUACAAGAUCAAGAAGCCAUUAGAAUCGUACGAUGAAGACAACAAACUGUGUUGCGAUCUUCUUUUCCAGCUACCGCAGUUUGAUGGUAAGAGAGUUGGGUCCACGGGGAUGUGUUUAGGUGGCCAUUUGGCUUUUAGGGCGCUGCUGGACAAGAGGGUCACCUGUGCAACAUGCUUCUUCCCUACCGACAUCCAUUCGAGAACCUUGGGGCUGGGCCAAGACGACAAUUCUUUGGAACGUGUUUCGAAGGAGUUGGGUAAUAACCAGGAAAUGGUCCUGAUCUUCGGAACUGCGGACACCCAUGUCGAUCCGGAAGGCCGCGAUCUGAUCAGAAAGACUCUCAGAGACCACGGAGUAAAGUUCACUUUCUUGGAAAUCCUGGCUGCCCAGCACGCGUUCAUCCGCGACGAGUUCAGCAAGGGUAGAUUCGACUCCGCUAUCACUCAAAGUUGUCUCGGCUUCCUGUUCGAGCAAUUCAACAGGAAAUUGAGAAUCGAUUUGGGUGAAUUUGUCGACGAUAAUACACCAUUGGAGCACGUUUGUUAA
This is a messenger RNA of Saccharomyces paradoxus, 822 nucleotides long. Its product is annotated as carboxymethylenebutenolidase. Bases 1 to 822 code for a protein of 273 amino acids. The transcript has a single exon. Gene Ontology annotation, molecular function: hydrolase activity. Lineage: Eukaryota; Fungi; Ascomycota; Saccharomycetes; Saccharomycetales; Saccharomycetaceae. The record is from RefSeq and is a predicted model, not a curated record.